UAAAAAAUCAUCAUGUCUCAUGUUCGUCUGCUUAUUUAUUGGCUCGCUUUUUGAGGGUUGCUGGCGACCACCAUCCUUCGUCAUGGAGCUGUACUUGCUUCAGUUUUGGAAAACCAAACUGCUUGCACUUUCGGAUUUGAAAUUGGACGCUACCCUCCAAUCUGGAGGGGCUGGAAUAACUGAUAAAGGCCUAGAUGAUGCCACGGUACGAUCGGGAAAGUGCCUCACCGCGGUCCUCGGAGGAGAGUAUGGACUGCGCAAACUGGUUAAUCUCGGCAUUCCUAGCGAUAAAAUGAAGAAAAAAAAAAGCCCGGAGGUAAUCGUUGGGCGCAUGACUGCUAACCUCAAAAGAGUGUGGGUGCUGCAAAAGUUUUGUACCCCCUUCUAUCGAUGA
Puccinia graminis f. sp. tritici CRL 75-36-700-3 is the source of this 394-nucleotide messenger RNA. RefSeq lists its product as uncharacterized. The transcript has 3 exons. The coding region runs from base 20 to 394 and encodes 124 amino acids. Lineage: Eukaryota; Fungi; Basidiomycota; Pucciniomycetes; Pucciniales; Pucciniaceae. The record is from RefSeq and is a predicted model, not a curated record.